GGGAAGGCAACUGGGCAGCACAGGCCCCGCCCCGCCGCUCCCCCACCCGUGCGCUUAUAAAGCACAGGAACCAGAGCUGGCCACUCAGUGGUUUCUUGGUGACACUAGAUAGAAGAGCUCGAGCCUUGCCACUUCGGGCUUCUCACUGCAGCUGGGCUUGGACUUUGGGGUUUUGCCAUUGCCAGUGGGACGUCUGAGACUUUCUCCUCCAAGUACUUGGCAGAUCACUCUCUUAGCAGGGUCUGCGCUUCGCAGCGGGGAUGAAGCUGGUUUCUGUCGCCCUGAUGUACCUGGGUUCGCUCGCCUUCCUAGGCGCUGAAACCGCUCGGUUGGAUGUCGCAUCGCAGUUUCGAAAGAAGUGAGUCCGGGGCAAACCCCGUCCCCGGUCCUGGUACCUGGCAGGCAAGGGGAACUGACCGUUGGUCCCGAAGGUCUAGAAGUGAAUGGGAGCAGGGACAGGCCAGGACAUCGCCUGAACGCACGCGACUCUGUCUGCUUGUGUUUUCCAGGUGGAAUAAGUGGGCUCUGAGUCGUGGGAAGAGGGAACUGCGGAUGUCCAGCAGCUACCCCACUGGGCUCGCUGACGUGAAGGCUGGGCCUGCCCAGACUCUCAUUCGGCCCCAGGACAUGAAGGGUGCCUCUCCAAGCCCCGAAGACAGCAGUCCGGAUGCCCCCCGCAUCCGAGUCAAGCGCUACCGCCAGAGCAUGAACAACUUCCAGGGCCUCCGGAGCUUUGGCUGCCGCUUCGGGACAUGCACGGUGCAGAAGCUGGCACACCAGAUCUACCAGUUCACAGAUAAGGACAAGGACAACGUCGCCCCCAGGAGCAAGAUCAGCCCCCAGGGCUACGGCCGCCGGCGCCGGCGCUCCCUGCCUGAGGCCGGCCGGGGUCGGACUCUGAUGUCUUCUAAGCCACAAGCACCUGGGGCUCCACCCCCGCCGAGUGGAAGUGCUCCCCACUUUCUUUAGGAUUCAGGUGCCCAUAGCACAACGAACAGUCGCGCAAGCAUCCCGCUGGUGCCUCCCGGGACGAAGGACUUCCCGAGCGGUGUGGGUACCGGGCUGUGACAGCCCUGCAGAGACCCCGAAUCCGGGAAGCACCUUCCGGCGGCGAUCUCUGGCUUUGCAAGGGCCCCUCCUUCUGGGGGCAUCGCUUCCUUAGCCUUGCUCAGUGCGGGUGCCCCGUGGGGGCGGGAUGCAGCAGAAUCCGAGUGAGUGUUUGCCAGGCUUAAGGAGAGGAGAAACUGAGAAAUGAAUGCUGAGACCCCCGGGGCAGGGGUCUGAGCCACAGCCGUAUUCGCCCACAAACUGAUUUCUCACGGCGUGUCACCCCACCAGGGCACAAGCCUCACUAUUACUUGAACUUUCCAAAACCUAGAGAGGAAAAGUGCAAUGUGUGUUGUACAUAUAGAGGUAACUAUCAAUAUUUAAGUUUGUUGCUGUCAAGAGUUUUUUUGUAACUUCAAAUAUAGAGAUAUUUUUGUACGUUAUAUAUUGUAUUAAGGGCAUUUUAAAAGCAAUUAUAUUGUCCUCCUCCCCCUAUUUUAAGACGUGAAUGUCUCAGUGAGGUGUAAAGUUGCUCGCUGCGUGGAAUGUGAGUGUGUUUGUGUUUGUGUGCAUGAAAGAGAAAGACUGAUUACCUCCUGUUUGGAAGAAGGAAACACCAAGUCUCUGUAUAAUCUAUUUACAUGAAAUGGGUGAUAUGCGAACAGCAAACCAAUAAACUGUCUCAAUGCUGA
Molecule: messenger RNA, 1739 nt
Organism: Macaca mulatta (Rhesus monkey)
Lineage: Eukaryota; Metazoa; Chordata; Mammalia; Primates; Cercopithecidae
Source: RefSeq, a predicted model, not a curated record